AUGGUCACAGAAAAUGGAGAAUUUCGAUAUCCGCCUCGUGUGGGCGAAUUUGAUAUCCCCAGCCGUCGCAGAGUCCCCCCUCCUCCACGCCUCGAUCCGUUAAGAUUCCAUCCUCCUGCGCCUCCUUCGCGUCCCGCGACCUCUCAUUCCCAAGGCGCUCAUUCUCGUUCCAACUCCCCUCGUUUACCGCCGGCUCCGUUUAGAGCAAGAGGCCCUCUCCCCCACGGGUAUUGGCCACCACCGCCGGAAGAGCUAGUGUCACCGUGUCCAUCGCCUCAGUUUGGCCCGGAUUAUAACGUUUAUUACGACUUUGACCCGCCAAGAGCGACACACCGGGCCCCAACAUUUCCCGCGGUUCCUCACGAGCCCGUCCCGACAUGGCGCCAUAUGGACGGCGAAGGCGACCGCCCGUCCCGCCGGAAGAUGCCUCCUGGUCGGGCUGGCUUGCGAAUUUCCAUGUCUGCCUCUCGCAUGAAUCAUCAAAAGCGUGCCAAGGGCCAACAUUCCCGCGAGCGUCGUCCAACUGAUACCAGUCAUCCUCAGGCAUUGGGCUUGCCGCGUGCUACGCCAAGUAGUUCGCUGGAUGCCUAUGGGGGAAAUGACGCUCUUCGAUCUAGUGUCAACUCAGCAAUGACCUCGCGCUCCAGCAUCGAACAAAACAGUGGAACGGAGCGUAGCAGUGUUUUGACGAAAAGCAGCUCCAUCACCGACCUUUCACCUGAUACCCCCGAUGGACCGGAGAAGGAUGGUGGUAUGAGCGUCGAAGAUGCCAUUUCGAUGUAUUUGGAUGGCUUCAGCGAUGUGACGGAAGAGCCGUCGUCACCAGAUCUCCAUGCGGAAGACAAAUCGCGCCCGUCGAGCCCAAGGCCGUCUACAACAAUGACCAUGGACACCUUCGAUGAACAGUCACCCGACAUGAACCCUAUGGAAGGCCUCCCUCCUGUGCCACCACUUCCGGAAAUGCAGCCCAUGGGCCAAAACCCACCGCACCAGGAGCUCCUCAAUGAUCAAUCGUCGAUUCACGAAACCUCUAAUGAACAUUCUCAUGAAACCUACCAUCACGAGCCGACAUCCCCCGCCAAGGACCCAGGUAUUGCUAGGCAAGAAUCCACAAUUGUCGUUCCUGGUAUCGUUCCGCCACCGCUUCUGCCAGGAACUGACUCGCGAGACCGCUAUGGAUUCCGAAAAGCCAGUAACCAUGUCCCGAUCGAGCGCUACGAUGCCUGGAGUCGCUCUUAUUCCUCCUUUGCGGCCAACCGGAAAGUGAAAUGGGCGGAGCUUCUCAGGGAACAUGGGUUGGAAACGAAGGAACCAACACGGUUUCCGCCGAAGUCCUCGCGUGUGAAGCGCUUCGUGCGUAAGGGUAUCCCGUCCGAAUACCGAGGUGCUGCAUGGUUCUAUUACGCCGGAGGCUUUGAGCUUCUGAGCCGGAAUCCGGGGUUGUACGAUGAAUUGGUCCAGAAGGCCAUGAUAUCACCCUCCAACGAUGACAAGGAACACAUUGAGCGCGACCUCCAUCGAACGUUUCCCGACAACGUUCACUUCAAGCCUGAGCAGGGUGCCAGCUCUGGUAGCAGCAACCCGCAGGGUACGGUGGUCGAGACCCAAAUGAUCCAGUCUCUUCGGCGCGUCCUAUACGCAUAUGCGCUUCACAACCCGAAAGUCGGCUACACCCAGUCGCUCAACUUCAUCACAGGAAUGCUUUUGCUGUUCCUUCCCGAGGAAAAGGCGUUCUGGAUGCUGCACAUCGUUACGUCUUUGUACCUUCCGGGAACACACGAAAUUAGUCUGGAGGGAGCGAAUAUCGACCUUUGGAUUCUCAUGGUUCUGCUCAAGGAAUCGAUGCCGAAUGUCUACAGCAAAAUCGCGGCCACGGGUCCUGGUAGCAACAAGGCCCGCGUUCCGGCUCUCACCGUCCACUCGCGACUGCCUGAUAUCACUCUUGGAUUGACGAAUUGGCUCAUGUCGAUUUUCAUUGGAACUUUGCCAUUGGAAACGACCUUGCGUGUUUGGGACGUCUUCUUCUACGAAGGCUCCAAGACGUUCUUCCGUGUGUCCCUGGCUAUAUUCAAGGCAUGCGAAAAGGACAUUCUUGCCGUCUCUGACCCCAUGGAGGUGUUCCAGGUUGUUCAAACAGUUCCCAAGAAAUUACUAGAUGCCAAUACACUGCUGGACGAUUGUUUUGUCCGACGCCAUCGCGUGGGACAAGGCCGAAUCGAUGAAUUGCGGGCGCAGCGACGGGCGGCCGUCCGACAGGAUAAGAUCCGACGAUCCAUGGCGCUGACGCAGGGCCAGCUUCAAGCGGCUACUGAUGAAUGGCCGACCCAGCGAUCGCGCACUCCGAUCCCGGGGCUUGAACGCAGUAUCGCAGAUUCAUGGCGACACAUGAGAAGACAUCAUCACGCAGUCCGGUGA
Aspergillus chevalieri is the source of this 2415-nucleotide messenger RNA. RefSeq names its product putative GTPase activating protein (Gyp3). The record is from RefSeq and is a predicted model, not a curated record. NCBI's taxonomy places the organism in Eukaryota, Fungi, Ascomycota, Eurotiomycetes, Eurotiales, Aspergillaceae. The coding region runs from base 1 to 2415 and encodes 804 amino acids. The transcript has a single exon.